UAUUCAACGAAUUGUCCAAUUACAUAGACCACCAGCAAGUAAGCAAACACGCGCGUGUGUUGCUUGACGCGUCAUCUCACGUUUCGUUCGUCUACUCCAUAAGAUGUGCUUGCGCUACCCGUGCCGCCCCCGAGCGCUCGGAAUCUACAUCGCCGUAUCGUGCCUAUUCUCCGUCUAUCCGUCGGCAUGUGGUGAAGCGGCGCGUGUACUUGGCUUUUUUACUUCACCUUCCAAAUCGCACAUCAUUGUGCACUGCGCAGUGGCCGAUGCGCUGGCGCAUGCCGGUCAUGACGUCACAGUCAUCGCUUCCGGACCGAAUGUACGCAAGCAUGCCAAAUAUAAAUAUAUCGAAUUGCAAACCAUGGGCGCACAUCCACUCAUGUCUACGGAUAUGGUAAAUAAACGUCAAGCAUUUUGGCGACGCUUUGGCUCCAUGUUGAGUUCGAUUAAUCGAAAUGCCAAUGAAACGUUGCAUCAUCCGCACGUGCAGCAGUUUCUGCAGCAGCACCGUGCGGGGGAUUUCGACUUGCUGCUCUUCGGAUAUUUUAUGAACGAUUUUCUGUUAGGUUUGGCGGCGCAUUUUCGCUGCCCCAUUGCGUUCUCUUUCAUGAUUCAACCGAUCUAUGCGGUGAAUAGAUAUGUGGGGAAUCCCAGCGAGCCGGCAUAUAUGCCAGGCAUAUUUGGCUAUUUGGUGCAGCCAAUGAAUUUCCGAGAGCGUGUAAAAAAUAUGAUUGUCGCGAUAAUCGAGGAAAAUGUGGUGCAAACGAUGUUGGAGUAUCACACAAGAAAAUACUACAACUACAACUUCCCGCCAGAUCGUUACCCACCACUCGAUGAGGUGCGCAAAAAUGUCUCGCUGGUCUUCGUCAAUCACCACUUCAGCCAGGGUCCAAUUCGUCCCAACGUUCCCAAUCUAAUCGAAAUCGGUGGCAUACAAAUCAAAGAGAAACCCGAUCCUCUGCCCGCGGAUAUUGGUAAGGUGCUCGACGAAGCCAAAGAGGGCGUCAUCUAUUUCAGUUUGGGCACCAAUAUUCAAAGUACACAUCUAACCGAGGAGAAGGCGAAGAUAAUGUUCAAUGUUAUCUCGAAGCUGCCUUACAAAGUGCUAUGGAAAUGGGGCGACUCAGACCGACCUGGUCAAUCGAACAACAUCAUCUACAAGGAUUGGCUGCCACAGGACGACAUACUCGCGCAUCCUAAUAUCAAGCUGUUCAUCACACAUGGCGGUAUGGGCAGCGUGGUGGAGGCACAAUAUCAUGGCGUGCCCAUGGUGGGCAUACCGCUCUUUGGCGAUCAACCAUCAAAUAUGGCAAAUGUUGAGCGUUCGGGCUACGGCCUCUCCGUGGACUACAUAACGUUGUCGGAGGAGAGUCUUAACAAAGCCAUACAGGAAGUGCUGCACAAUCCCAAGUAUACAAAGACGGUGCGUGACUUCUCGCGCUUGUAUCGCGACCGCCCAAUGUCACCGCGUGAGACAGUCGUCUACUGGGUGGAGUAUGUACUGCGGCAUAACGGCGCCAAGCACAUGCAAUCGCCGGCGGUCCACAUGAAUCGCUGGCAACUAAUGUCACUCGAUGUAAUCGGCUUUUUAUUGGCAAUCUUUGGCUGCGUUGUGGCUGUGUUCGUGAAGAUUUGCAUGCUGCUGUGUUGUAGAAGAAAGACAAAAACAGCCAAGGUGACCAAAGUUAAGGUGAAGAAAGCGAAAAAGAACGAGUAAAUGGGAGAAAUAUUUUUAAUAUAGUUUAGUAUUGUAAAUAAUUGAGUUGGAAAGUAUGAUCGAUUUUUUUAACUAAAUAAAUAUUUUUAAUAUAUUUCUUUUAUUUUGUGCUUCGUUAAUAAAUUUGAAUGGAUUAGCGAUCCUAGCUUUUGAGAAAUUUGAUGAGAAAAUAUUUACCAUAUACUUGCAUAUUACCGUUAUGCGAAAUUAGAAGACAAAUACUGUCCUAAUAAGAUAAGGAAAUAUUUUUACAAAAUAAAGAUUUUAGAAACGAAUAUUUCCAAAUGAAAAUA
This is a messenger RNA of Anastrepha obliqua, 2010 nucleotides long. RefSeq names its product UDP-glucosyltransferase 2-like. The record is from RefSeq and is a predicted model, not a curated record. Gene Ontology annotation, molecular function: UDP-glycosyltransferase activity. Bases 104 to 1717 code for a protein of 537 amino acids. Lineage: Eukaryota; Metazoa; Arthropoda; Insecta; Diptera; Tephritidae. The transcript has 2 exons.